Molecule: messenger RNA, 1137 nt
Organism: Candida tropicalis MYA-3404
Lineage: Eukaryota; Fungi; Ascomycota; Pichiomycetes; Serinales; Debaryomycetaceae
Gene: SHP1
Product: protein phosphatase regulator
Exons: 1
Coding region: 1-1137 (378 amino acids)
Biological process (GO): proteasome-mediated ubiquitin-dependent protein catabolic process; nuclear membrane reassembly; membrane fusion
Cellular component (GO): nucleus; cytosol
Molecular function (GO): ubiquitin binding
Source: RefSeq, a predicted model, not a curated record
AUGUCUGAAAGUGCACAUGAUCAACAAAUUAUAGCUGAGUUUGUCUCAAUUACCAAUUCAUCAACUUACCUUGCGGAACAAUAUUUACUGAGAAACAAUGGUGAUUUGGUUGAAGCCGUAGAAGACUUUUAUGCCAACAACGAGCCAACACAACAAACAUCAUCAGGUCAAAAUCACCAAUCACAAUCGACUUCAUCUCGAGCCAGAGGAUCAGGAAUUAGAACAUUUAGAGAUUUGAAUAAUGAAGACGAUGAUUCUGAAGAUGAUAAAACAAAUACCAACUUUUUCACUGGUGGAGAAAAAUCCGGAUUACAAGUUGAAGAUCCAAAUAAGGACAAGAAGAAUGACCGUUCUAUAAUUGAUCAAAUUUUUCAAAAGGCAAGAGAACAAAUGCAACAACCUGAUGAUAGACCAAGUGCUAGACAUGAAAAUGAUGAUGAACAAUCAGGUUUAAAAUUCUCGGGAAAGGGAUUCAAAUUAGGUGAUGGAAAUGAACCAAGUCAAAUUGUUGAAGAUCCAAAUGAUAAUGCUCAGAGAUUUAGACCAAGUAAGGUCAAUAGAGAAAUUACCUUUUGGAAGCAAGGCUUCACUGUUGGAGAUGGUCCAUUGCACAGAUAUGAUGAUCCUAGCAAUGCAACUGUAUUACAAGAAUUAAAUCAAGGAAGAGUUCCGAUGUCGAUAUUAGAUGUUGAGUUUGGUCAAGAUGUUGAUGUUUCUGUGUUUAAAAAAACUGAUGAAGAUUGGACCCCACCAAAAAGAAAAAUCGGCGGUUAUCAUGGAUCAGGUCAUAGAUUAGGAAGUCCAGUUCCUGGAGAGCCACUUGUUAAAGAAUCUACACCAGUCCAACCACAAACUGAAGUAACAGACAAUGGCAAGCCAAAAGAAGACCAAGGUGAAGGUGAUGCAACUGUUCAAAUAAGAUUUGCAAGUGGGAAAAGAACAUCACAUAAGUUCAACUCUACCGAUUCCAUUGUUAAAGUUUAUGAUUUUGUUAAAACUCAUGAACUUAAUAAUGAACCUGGUAGAGAAUUCACCUUAAGUCAUGCAUUCCCAGUCAAACCAAUAGAAGAAAGUGAAGAUGUUACUGUAGCUGAUGCUAAAUUGAAGAAUGCCGUCAUUGUUCAAAGAUGGAAAUAG